Molecule: messenger RNA, 1137 nt
Organism: Rhagoletis pomonella (apple maggot)
Lineage: Eukaryota; Metazoa; Arthropoda; Insecta; Diptera; Tephritidae
Product: zinc finger protein interacting with ribonucleoprotein K-like
Biological process (GO): regulation of transcription by RNA polymerase II
Cellular component (GO): nucleus
Molecular function (GO): RNA polymerase II cis-regulatory region sequence-specific DNA binding; zinc ion binding; DNA-binding transcription factor activity
Source: RefSeq, a predicted model, not a curated record
GAUGUUUAUAAAUUUUGUAUUUUUCUGUAAAAGCAAUCUUGAGAUUUUGAAACCCGUAUUUCAAAAAAUACAAAAUUUUGCUCGAUAAUGGAAAUAAAGCUUGGGGUGGAUACUUUGCUGAUGUGCCGCAUUUGUCUUCAAAGUAGUGAAGAAGGGGAGGAAAUGGCAUCUAUCUUCGAUCAAGAUGCGGACUCGGUGUGCCUUUACGAGAAAAUUGAAACCUGUGGAGGCAUAAAGAUCCUAACCGAGCCGGAGCUUCCGACCCGUAUCUGCAAAAAGUGCAAUGCUUUCCUCACUAUUGCUCAUAAAUUUCGUAUUAUAUGCAAAAAUUCUGACGAUUAUUUACGGGAAUUCUUCUUUAAAUCUUCUGAGCCCGACGAAGAGGAAGACAAUAACUCAGAGUAUGUAAUGGAAUAUAACUCGAAAGAAAUUAAUGCACAAGUAACAAAGCAAACCGAGCACAUGGCUAAUGAAACACAAAAUGCAACAGAUUAUGAAGGGUUGGCAAUUUACUCAGAAAUGUGGAUACAGGAUGAAGCGAAUGAAGAUGAUUUGAUCGUCGAGGAUCUUGGAGAAAGCUCACAGCAUUCUCAUAGCAUCCAGGAGCAGAAACCAAACCCCAGCCCAUCAAAGAAGACGCAUGGUAUCACAUCGAAUGGUGCUGCGGUUAAACGUACAAAAAAUGAAAGGAAACUCAACAAAGAAAAACAUGUACAUAUAUGCGACAUCUGCGGUAAUAUAUAUCCCCGUAAGUAUGCGCUGGAGUCACAUAUGAGACGUCAUCGCAACGAGCUUCCAUACGAGUGCGAAAUCUGUGGCCAAUCGUUUCACCUCAAUUACCAACUGACACGACAUAUACGUAAACAUACUGGAGUGCGGCCAUACGCGUGUCAGUAUUGCAAACGAACAUUUUCUGACCGUUCAACAAUGCGUAAGCAUGAGAGAAUACAUCGAAAUGAACGGCCGUACACUUGCGAUAUCUGUGGGAAAAGUUUUACCUAUUCAGGCGUUUUGAAGGUGCAUACGCUAACGCACACAGGCGAAAAACCUUUUACGUAUGUACAAAAUAUAUAUAAAGUAGGAAUCAAUCAUUUUAAAAGUAAUAAUGGCAGAACUAAUUAAGUAAUUUCAAACUCG